Messenger RNA from Owenia fusiformis, 351 nucleotides. The record is from the annotation of a GenBank genome assembly. NCBI's taxonomy places the organism in Eukaryota, Metazoa, Annelida, Polychaeta, Sabellida, Oweniidae.
AGGUUCUACGAAUAACAGAUGGCAAACGCUCGUGCUGUGGAUAUGAACUAUACAACUAUAAAACACAAAAGUGCUGUAAUGGCAUUGUGGUGCCAGGCGGGACCAACUUUAUAUGUUGCGGGAACAGGGCAUGGGACGGCAGGAUGUAUGGAUGUUGCGGCAAUGAACCGUUUUAUAAACCAAGCUGGAGUUGCUGUAAUGGCAAGAAAGUUAAAGGUGGAGGCGAUGAUACGAGGUUGGCAAGACAGAAUUUAACAAAUAAUUUUAGAUCUAAAAUUAAACGUUCAUUGAUAAAUAGUUUAAUUACUGAUAAAACGUAUACUUCAUUUGAGAUUUCGAUCAUACGUGAAC